AUGAUGUGGUGCAUUCGAUAUCUUCUAGGUGUCCUGAUGCUGGCUUGUUUACAAGCAUCCUCUGCAAUAGCGAUCAAAUACCCAGGAGCCUUUGCUUCAUCAUUUAUUUCGUCUCGCCUAUCCAGAACCACUGGUCGGCGAUACCACCUUCCAAUGAUCCGAGGUGGUGGCAGUGAUUUUAGUGAAGAAGUCGCUCCUGCCAAACUCAGCUACAAUGCUUCCGCCGUCGAUGCUGGUAGCCUCCAGAUAUCCGAUUUGAUGGAACAAUUGGAAACCAAUGCUGAAUCGGGUUUAAGCCAAGAACAAGUGGUGGACCGUUUGGAAUUAUAUGGCCAAAACAAAUUGGACAGUGCGGCAAAACCUAGCAUUUGGAAACUCAUUGCCGAACAAUUUGAUGAUCGGUUGGUUCAAAUAUUGGUGGUCGUUGCCAUUAUCAGUGGUAUCUUUUCAUUUCUAGAGCAUUCCGAAGGGGAAAGCUUGUUGCAGAGCUUUGUGGAACCCAUUGUCAUUGUCGCUAUAUUGGUGUGCAAUGCGGCUGUGGGUGUCUGGCAAUCUCAAUCCGCCAGCGAUUCCUUGGAUGCCUUGCAAGAAAUGCAACCGGCAAGGGCGACUGUCAUUCGCAAUGGCGAAGUUAUUGGGGAACUUCCAGCAAGCGAGUUGGUGCCGGGAGAUAUUUUGCAGUUGCGGGUCGGAGAUAAGAUUCCGGCCGACGCUCGUGUUUUGGAGUUGCAAUCCAGUACACUGCAAGUAGAUGAGACGAGUCUGACGGGAGAAUCUGUAACAGUCUCGAAACUAUCGGGAGCAGAAGGCCAAAACGACCCCGGGGCUCCGAUUCAAUCGCAAUUGGGAAUGGUAUUUUCGGGUACCAUGAUUACUUCAGGAAAUGCCUUGGCAGUCGUUGCACAAACAGGAAUGACGACACAAUUCGGCAAGAUUCAACAGGGAGUCACCAUGGCCAAAGAAUCUCAACAAAAGACUCCCCUCGCCCAAAAGUUGGAUGACUUUGGUCAACAAUUGACACUGAUUAUUGGAGGAAUCUGCAUUGCUGUUUGGCUCGUUUCCAUUCCCAAAAUGAACGAUUCGUCCUUUGCCAACUUUUGGGAAGGUGCCAUUUAUUAUGCCAAGGUCUCAGUGGCCCUGGGCGUGGCGGCCAUUCCAGAAGGUUUGCCAGCGGUGAUUACAUUGUGUUUGAGUUUGGGAACUAGACGGAUGGCUCAACGCAACGUCAUUGUUCGCAAACUGCCUUCGGUGGAAACUUUGGGUUGUACCUCAGUAAUCUGUACAGACAAGACGGGAACCUUGACGACCAAUGAAAUGACUGCCGUGUCAUUGCUAAUGCUUGAGGGCAAGGGACAAUUGGUGGAACAUGUGAUUGACGGCACCUCGUACAGCCCCAUUGGCAGUGUUGAUGGAAUUGAUCAAGACGAGAUUGACAAAAAGGGAGCCGUGGCAGAUAUUGCAGCCGUAGCUGCCUUGUGCAACGAUGCUACCAUUCUUGGCAAUGAUGAUGCUUGGGGAGAACAAUCGCACGACGAAGACGUCGUUGACGAGCAUGGCAACACGGUUCAAAAAUUGCAUCAUGGUGGAAGUAACAAGAAGAAGAAUAGCCUCUCGAAUAUUGGAAAGAAGAUUUAUGACCGUACUGGCGAGCCGACGGAAGCAGCCUUGUGUGUCUUGUGCGAGAAACUUGGGGGAAUGCAAGAGUACACUCAUGGGCAGCAUAUUGCACAAAACGGUUCUUACCAUUUGCAUGUACCCCCGAGUGUCUUGGCAUCGGCUAAUGUCGACAUGUGGCGGGCCACACAUCCUCGAAUGGCAACCUUGGAAUUUCAUAGGGAGCGAAAAAGCAUGAGUGUGGUGUCGUCUUUUGGAGAUAAGAAGAAUCGUCUCUUGGUCAAGGGGGCUCCCAAUCUCCUUUUGGAACGCUGUACUCGCAUCAAGGAUCGCGAUGGCAAGGUGACCAAGUUGACUGGAGCGAUGCGCUGGGAAAUCCAAGCAAAGAUUACCGAAUUGGCACAGCGACCAUUGCGAUGCCUGGCACUUGCGGUGAAGGAUGGCAAGGAUUUGGAGAAGUCACUGGCUCGGUUUGAUGGAAAAGAUUCCUCGAAACAUCCAUUGCUGAAGGAUCCGUCCAAGUACAAGGAUAUCGAAAGUGGGCUGACGCUGGUUGGUAUUGUGGGUAUCAAGGAUCCGGCGCGUCCAGAAGUUGCGGAUAGCAUUCUAAAGUGUUCCAAAGCUGGUAUUCGAGUCAUGAUGAUUACUGGAGAUGCUCGAGACACUGCAAUUGCGAUUGCCAAAGAUGUCAACAUAUUCGACAGCGAAGCGCCCAAUGAUUCACUCAAAGCAUUCGAAGGCCGAGAGUUCUUCUCGAAACCAGAGGAGGAACAAUUAGAAAUUCUGAAGAAAGAUAAUAUCGUUUUCUGCCGAGCCGAACCAGCGGACAAACAACGAUUGGUCAAGAUGCUGCAAAGUCUGAACGAAAUUCCAGCAAUGACGGGAGAUGGGGUCAACGAUGCCCCUGCACUGCAACAGGCUGCAAUUGGAAUUGCCAUGGGUACAGGAACGGAAGUGUCCAAAGAAGCAGCUGAUAUGGUUUUGGCGGAUGAUAAUUUCUCCACCAUUGUCAGUGCAGUGGAAGAAGGAAGAACAAUUUAUGCGAACAUGCAAGCCUUCAUUUGCUUCCUGAUCAGUUGCAAUAUUGGAGAGAUUUGUGCCAUCUUCUUUGCCACUCUUGCCGGAUUCCCUGAGCCAUUGACAGCAAUGCAUCUCCUGUGGGUCAACUUGGUUACAGAUGGUCCACCGGCGACAGCCUUGGGUUUCAAUCCACCAUCACCCGAUACGAUGGAUGCUCCACCUCGUCCAAGUGACGAACCGAUCAUGACAAAAUGGCUACUUACGCGGUACUUCAUUACAGGCCUGUAUGUAGGACUAGCUACUAUUGGAGUAUUUGUACAGCAUUAUGUUCACGAAGGAAUAUCCUUAUCGGAACUAUCGAACUGGUCUCAAUGUGGAACAGUCUGGUCACCAGCAAAUGGAGGAGCUGGAAUUUGCGGUGCACUAUUCAAGGAAUCUGGACGAAUGUAUCCACAAACUCUCGCGUUAACGACACUGGUUGUCAUGGAAAUGCUGAAAGCGCUGUCUGCAGUGUCCGUCGACAAUUCAUUACUCCAAGUGAGCCCGUUCGCGAAUAAGUGGCUUUUAGCUGGAGUGUCAGGACCUUUCUUGCUCCAUUUGGCUGUUUUAUACAGCUCCAAGCUGGGAGUUCCAGUCCUUGGCGAAGCCUUUGGAAUGGUUCCAUUGACGUCUUCCGACUGGCAAAAUGUACUUCUAUGGGCCGCUCCCAUUUUGCUUGUGGACGAAAUUCUAAAGGCAAUCGGAAGGAAUCUGAAGCAAAAGGACUUCAAGAAAAGCAUAUCGAACUAG
Molecule: messenger RNA, 3423 nt
Organism: Cylindrotheca closterium
Lineage: Eukaryota; Bacillariophyta; Bacillariophyceae; Bacillariales; Bacillariaceae
Source: the annotation of a GenBank genome assembly